Molecule: messenger RNA, 1287 nt
Organism: Cavenderia fasciculata
Lineage: Eukaryota; Evosea; Eumycetozoa; Acytosteliales; Cavenderiaceae
Exons: 3
Coding region: 1-1287 (428 amino acids)
Source: RefSeq, a predicted model, not a curated record
AUGCAAUAUAUAGAUACUAUUAAAGAAGUACCUUUAAAACUUGCAAAAGAAACAUUGACACUUGCAUCAACUAGAUUACAUAAUAAUGUCACAUUGGCUCAAGGUGUAAAGGUUGGUUUAUUAUCUACUGCUGUUUCAUUCUCUCUCUAUUAUUUAAAAACCAUUCAAGUUGGACCAAGUCAAGUAAUUGUAGAUCAAAUUCAACAUGCUAUCGAUGAACUUCAUCAAAAGGUUACUGUAGAGGGAGAGAUUGAUCUCUCUGGUGCAAAGAUACAAGAGGUACUCCAAGUGAUUUACAAUAAUCAAUUCAUCACCAAAGACAUCUCUACAAGUGCCAAUGUAUUAAAGUUGUUGGAAAUUAUGAGUGUUACCGCUGCUGCCAUUAGAUCAACCUAUGAAACACAAAACAUCAAACAUGCUUCAAAAGAGGAUAUCAAAACACUAUUUGACCAUCUUCAAAAUGAAAAUACAAUUAGUAUUUCCAUUCAAAUCAUGUCUCAAUUACUUUUAAAUAUGAAAAAAGAGGAUAUACCAAUUCAUAGAAUAGUAUCAUUCUGUAAGAGUCAAUUUACACCAUUAGUAUGUUCAGAGAUGAUAUGUUUAUCAUUGGCAAUCCUUGUAAUCAAUCGUAGAGAUUGUUAUCAAAUAUUGAUCGAUAGUGGUAUCAUUGUCGUAUUUGAAUUCCUCAUCACCAAACAUCUCAAAAAUAAUAUUCCUUCCAUUAAAUACGCAAUGCUUCAAUUGAUUGCUGCCAAUGGACCAGUCAGCAAGAACCAACAAACCCUCCCACAAAUAAUUAUCGACAAGUACAUUACACAAGCUCGUCUACGUUAUUAUUUGCCAUACGCAUUGCAACAUCAAAAACUACCAGUCGUUUCAACUUUUAUACAAAUGGCUGCUUUUGGAAUGUACACCAAGAGACCACUUACAGAAAGUAUUGGUUUCCCCAUUCUAUUGGUUGGAGGUAUGUCGAUAUUUGGAACGAUCAUCAGUAGCGUCAAGUCACUCACUGGUUCAGCAGCAGUUGAAUCACUUGGUAGUGCAAUCUUUAUGACUGGUGGAUACAUUCUUGUAAAAUGUACCUCUGUUAAAUUUGCAUCUGCCUUUGUUGGUGCCUCAAUGGUAUCACUCAUGUUGACAAGAACCAGAGAAUCAUCUGGUCACAAAAAUAUCAAACCAUACAUUUAUCCAGAAGAAAUCAUCGAACAUGAAAAGAAAAAGGAAAUUAAAAAAAGAGUAAAGAAAGAAUUAAAAGAUUUUGAACAACAAGGUGAAACUCAAUUAUAA